CCUUGAGGACUGGAGUUUGACACUUGUGCUUUAUCUGAACACAUUAAGGUUGAAAGAAACGCUUUCAACCAACCCUUUGUGAUGUGGUCAACAUAUCAUUGGAUGCGGUACCUUCCCGCGGUUGGUUGUUUCGCUUCGGACGCAUUUAAGGGCCGCACCGUAACAUCAGCUAGCAUUCCAAUGGCUAAUUUGACUGUCUCGGCAGAUUGUUUUUCUGAAUAAUUACUGUCUCAGCGUCAUAACUCAGGACUCAACAUGGACAAAGAAGGCACUGAGCGAUCCGACCUGGUGUCUGAGGACGGGAAGAACAUCAAAUCUGUCCUGUGUCAGCGGUGCGGGUCCAAGGUGUUGUGUCCUGGGAUGGCUGUGUUUGCUGAAAACGAGCUGUUCCUGCCCUCCAUGCGGAAAAAGAGCAGCCUCAGCAACACCGAGGGCUCAGUUGACGGUGACACUCUGACGGCUCACUGGUUGGUGGACGACAUGUUCAGUUUUGAGAACGUGGGCUUCACAAAAGACGUGGGAAAGAUCAAGUACCUGAUCUGCGCAGAUUGUGAGAUCGGACCAAUCGGAUGGCACUGUUUGGAUGACAAGAAAAAAUUUUACGUCGCUUUGGACAGAGUGAAUCAUGAAUAAUGCUGGUGCAGAUGUGAGCCUAAUGGACUUCAGGAAGGUUGUGGCCUGCUAUGCAUUCCUUCGUGGAUUUCCCCCCAUAAAUUGACCCUGACUUAAUCCGUCAUUGACACGUGUGAAGAAACGGCUGUGUGUAAACGGUUUGGUAUAAGAUUGUGCCACAUUCAUUCUUAACAUUCUCAUAAGACUCACUAAUAUUAUAAUAAAAGUAUUGAAAGUUGA
This is a messenger RNA of Poecilia latipinna (sailfin molly), 852 nucleotides long. It is a transcript of the gene rabif, whose product is annotated as RAB interacting factor. Lineage: Eukaryota; Metazoa; Chordata; Actinopteri; Cyprinodontiformes; Poeciliidae. The transcript has 3 exons. Gene Ontology annotation, cellular component: membrane; cytosol. Gene Ontology annotation, molecular function: guanyl-nucleotide exchange factor activity; zinc ion binding. Gene Ontology annotation, biological process: post-Golgi vesicle-mediated transport; small GTPase-mediated signal transduction. The record is from RefSeq and is a predicted model, not a curated record. The coding region runs from base 256 to 633 and encodes 125 amino acids.